UGUCUACUGGGGAAGGAAUUAAGGAAGCGCCAUGGUCUUUCGUCUUCCUCCUGAUCAUCUCCCUGAUCUCCACGUCCAUUCUCUGCUCCUCCUCGUAUUGCUGGGGAUAUUAUCGCCACCGCCUUCCUCCUCCAACUACAUCGACCCAUCGGCGCUUCUCCCGGACGCUCCGCCUUGCUACAACUCCUCCAUCAUCUCCCUCCCCUCGGCGCCCGCCCGCCCCUACGUCGUCCUCGACAUCUCCAUCCUCUCCGGCUACGUCCGCAUCGUCGGCCGCGCCGUCGCGUGGCGCUGCUACGACAACUCCUCCGGCGCCAGCCUCCCCCCGCCCGACCGCGGCCUCAGCCUCCGCGGCACCCCCUACACCUUCUCCGACGCCCACAACAAGUUCACCGCCGUCGGCUGCGACGCCAUGGUCCUCAUGCUCGCGCAGGGGGGCGGCGCCAACCACAGGUACAGCGGUGGGUGCGUCUCCUUCUGCGCGACGAACGACAGCAUCGUCUCCGGCGCAUGCUCCGGCGUCGGGUGUUGCCAGGUUUCGCUGCCCAAGGGGCUGAAGAGCCUCAACUUCUCCUUCACCAGCAUCAGGAGCCUCACAGGGUCCACCCAUAAAGACCAGUCCGGGGAGCCCUGUAGCAAGGCAUUCAUAGUCGACGAGGACUACUAUGCGUUCUCGAAGAAGGACUUAGUCGGUAAUCCGGAGGAUCAGUACAGGCCGAUGGUGCUGGAGUGGUCGAUAGGGGAGGAGACUUGCGCCGAGGUGACAGGGAAAAGAGGAGGAGAGUUCGACGACGACUACGCGUGCAAGGGGAGCAGCUACUGCUACGACUCGACAAACGGCAUCGGGUAUCGCUGCAACUGCUCCCGAGGGUUCCGGGGGAACCCUUACCUGGAAGAAACGGAAGGUGGAUGCCAAGACAUCGACGAGUGCGCGGAUCCAAAAACGAACCCUUGCGUUCAUAAAUGCAUCAAUACGGUGGGAGGAUUCAACUGCACUUGUCCCUUCGGAAUCAGCGGCGACGGGCUGAGGGCGGGCUCCGGCUGCGAGGGGUUGGCGCCCCUAGCUAUUGGGCUAGUUGCAGGACUAGGUCUAUUGGCUGUUUUGCUCGCACUAGGCUUCUGGGCUGAGUGGUUUCGGAAGAAAAGGAAGCAAACAAAGCUUAGGCAGAAAUUUUUCCUCCAAAAUGGCGGCUUAAUGUUACAACAACAAAUCUUCUCACAGAAAGCACCGGCAAGAAUAUUUACUUCUGAAGAACUCAGAAAGGCAACUGAUAAUUUCAGCAAGGAUCGGAUUCUCGGUCGAGGAGGAUAUGGAACUGUGUACAAAGGAGUGCUCUCCGAUCAAACUGUUGUGGCCAUCAAGAAAUCAAAGAUGGUUGAUCAGACGCAAAUCGAGCAAUUCGUGAAUGAAGUGGUCAUCCUCUCUCAGAUCAAUCACAGGAAUGUUGUCAAACUACUGGGAUGUUGUUUAGAGACCCAGGUUCCCUUACUAGUCUACGAAUUUAUUUCAAAUGGAACACUUUUUAAUCAUCUUCACAGUAACCAAACGGCCCCAAUGCCAUGGGAGGAUCGAUUAAGAAUAGCCGUUGAGACAGCAGCAUCGCUCGCGUAUCUGCACUCAGCUACGAAAGUACCAAUCAUUCACAGAGAUGUCAAGUCGGCUAACAUACUUCUUGACGAAUGCUACAAUGCAAAGGUAUCAGAUUUUGGGGCUUCGAGGUUAGUGCCCUAUGAUCAAACUCAUAUCACCACAGUUGUUCAAGGGACCCUAGGAUACUUGGACCCAGAGUACUUCAGCACGAGCCUUUUAACAGAUAAGAGCGAUGUGUAUAGCUUCGGUGUGGUACUCAUUGAGAUAUUGACGCGAGAGAUGCCUAUUUCUUUUUGUCGGUCGGAGGAAGGGAGGAACCUAGCCUCGCAUUUCACUAUGUUGGUUGAACAGAAUCGGCUACUGGAGAUGUUGGAUCAGAGGGUGGUGAAGGAAGCAGGGGUGAGGCAUCUUAAUGAAAUCGCAAAGGUGGCGCUGAGGUGUUUGAGAAUUAAAGGGGAAGAGAGGCCGAAGAUGAAGGAAGUGUUGGUCGAGCUUGAUGCACUGAGAAGGCUUAUGAAGCAGCACUCAGCUGAGAAGAGUCAAGAGAAGCUUAACAUACCGCCGCAAAGCCAAAUUCAGAAAGAAAUCUCGGCGGAUGAGCCUUCAGCUUUAUGUUGCAGCAAUUCACAACAGGACAGUCUGGAGGACGCUCUGCUAUUGUCUAUGGAUUUUCCUCGGUAAUUUGUUGCAUACUUGUUAUGUAUUGUAUUUAUUUCGUCGUUUCAUAACUUGGCCAUAUAUGUCAUGAGAUUAUCGUCUAUAAGAGAAUAAGAGGUAUGCUUUGUAGCGAACCGGUUAAGUUUUCACUUGUUUUUUUUUGGCAGUAUCUGGCA
Messenger RNA from Ananas comosus (pineapple), 2424 nucleotides. Its product is annotated as wall-associated receptor kinase 5-like. Gene Ontology annotation, molecular function: protein serine/threonine kinase activity; calcium ion binding; ATP binding. Gene Ontology annotation, biological process: protein phosphorylation; cell surface receptor signaling pathway. The record is from RefSeq and is a predicted model, not a curated record. Gene Ontology annotation, cellular component: plasma membrane. Lineage: Eukaryota; Viridiplantae; Streptophyta; Magnoliopsida; Poales; Bromeliaceae.